Molecule: messenger RNA, 4836 nt
Organism: Fragaria vesca subsp. vesca
Lineage: Eukaryota; Viridiplantae; Streptophyta; Magnoliopsida; Rosales; Rosaceae
Product: ABC transporter C family member 3-like
Exons: 10
Coding region: 1-4518 (1505 amino acids)
Biological process (GO): transmembrane transport
Cellular component (GO): vacuolar membrane; plant-type vacuole
Molecular function (GO): ABC-type transporter activity; ATP binding; ATP hydrolysis activity
Source: RefSeq, a predicted model, not a curated record
AUGGAUACUGUUUCUGCCUUUUUCUCACACCAUUCCUCAUUCAUGUAUCCAGGUACUGAUUUCCUUCUGAAACCCAUUUUCAUUCAUGGAUUUCCUGGCUCAAUACAUCUGCUUCUGUUAUUUGUGUUGCUUAUCUCCUGGGUGUGGAAGAAACUCAAGGUGGGAGAUGGAGGAGGGGACCCAAAAGAGGGGUUUAGGAAUAGUGUAACUUUGCACUAUAAGCUCACUUUAAUCUGUUGUAUUGGUGUUUCUGCAAUUAGUCUUGGCUUUUGUUUGUUCAACUAUAUUUCCUGGUAUAGAUAUGAUUGGUCUGUAGAAAAGCUAGUGAUCCUUUUUGAUCUAUCAAUUAGAACACUUAGUUGGGGUGCAGUUUGUGUGUACUUGCAUACCCAGUUCUCUAAUUCUGGUGAAUCAAAGUUCCCAUACUUGCUCAGAGUUUGGUGGGGUUUCUACUUCUCUUUUUCUUGCUAUUGCUUUGUCAUAGACAUUGUUCUUUACCAAAACCUUGUUUCCUUACCAGUUCAAUUCUUAGUUUCUGAUGCUGCCUUCCUUAUCUCUGCUUUGUUCUUUAUAUAUGUGGGGUUUAUUGGGCCGAAAGAGGGUGGAGAUACCCUUCUUGAGGAACCCCUUUUGAGUGGUAGUACAAAUUCUAGAAUAGGUAACACUGCUGAAUCAAGUAAGUCCAGAGGGGUUGAAACUGUGAAAACCCCUUAUUCAACUGCUGGAAUUUUCAGCAUCCUCACUUUUUCUUGGAUGAGUCCUUUAAUUGCGGUUGGCUAUAAGAAAACAUUAGACCUUGAAGAUGUCCCUGAACUAGAGAACGUUGAUACUGUAGUUGGGUCCUUCCCAAUUUUUAGAAAUAAGCUCGAGUCAGAGUGUGGUACUCUUAGCAGAGUUACCACACUUCAUCUGGUGAAGGCAUUAAUCUUCUCGGCCAGGAGAGAGAUUCUUUGGACAGCGUUGUUUGCACUGCUUUCCACAAUAGCUUCUUAUGUCGGCCCAUAUCUUAUCGACACCUUUGUGCAAUACCUCUAUGGGCGACGUGAGUUUAAAAAUGAGGGCUAUGCUUUAGUUUCUGCAUUUUUGGUGGCGAAGCUCGUGGAGUGCCUCUGUCACAGGCACUGGCUCUUCAGAGGGCAGCAGAUUGGAGUAAGAAUAAGAGCUGUACUGGUUGCCAUGAUCUAUAACAAGGGUUUGAGCCUGUCUUGCCAGUCCAAGCAGUGCCACUCUAGUGGUGAGAUUAUCAAUUUUAUGACUGUUGAUGCUGAGAGGAUUGGUGACUUCUCUUGGUACAUGCAUGAACCAUGGAUCAUCAUUCUACAAGUUGCUUUGGCCCUCUUGAUUUUGUAUAAAAAUAUUGGUCUUGUCGCAAUUGCAACUUUAGUCGCAACUGUAAUGGUUAUGUUGGCAAAUAUUCCUUUCCGAAAAUUGCAAGAGAAGUUUCAAGAGAAGUUAAUGGAGUCAAAGGAUAGAAGGAUGAAAGCGACAUCUGAGAUUUUAAGGAACAUGCGGAUUCUCAAGCUUCAAGCAUGGGAGAUGAAGUUUUUGUCUAAAAUUAUUGACCUCAGGAAGAUUGAAACGGGGUGGUUACGAAAGUUUGUUUACACUUCGGCCAUGACCUCAUUUGUCUUCUGGGGUGCCCCCACAUUUGUGUCUGUCAUCACAUUUGUUGCUUGCAUGCUUUUGAAGGUCCCUCUGGAAUCAGGGAAGAUCUUAUCUGUGCUUGCAACAUUCAGAAUUCUUCAAGAACCCAUCUACACUCUUCCAGAAACAAUAUCAAUGAUAGCACAGACAAAGGUAUCCCUUGAAAGAAUUUCAUCAUUCCUUUCUCUUGAUGAAUUGAAGCCUGAUAUUAUCGAAAACCUUCCUAAAGGUAGUUCUGAUACUGCUAUUGAGAUAGUAGAUGCAAAUUUCUCUUGGGAUUUAUCUUCGCCUAACCCAACAUUGAAGGAUAUAAAUCUCAAAAUUAGCCAUGGUAUGAGGGUUGCAGUUUGUGGAACUGUUCGCUCAGGCAAGUCAAGCUUAAUUUCCUGUAUUCUGGGAGAAAUGCCCAAGAUAUCUGGUUUUGUUAAGUUGUGUGGGACAAAGGCCUAUGUUUCUCAGUCACCAUGGAUACAGAGUGGCAAGAUAGAAGAAAACAUAUUGUUUGGUAAAGUGAUGGACAGCGAAAGGUAUGAGGGGGUUAUCGAAGCAUGUUCUUUGAAGAAGGAUCUGGAAAUUCUACCAUUUGGCGAUCAGACCAUUAUAGGGGAGAGGGGAAUCAAUUUAAGUGGAGGGCAGAAGCAGAGAAUACAAAUUGCACGAGCUCUGUACCAAGAUGCUGAUAUCUAUCUCUUUGAUGAUCCUUUUAGUGCUGUUGAUGCUCAUACGGGAUCCCAUCUUUUCAAGGAAUGCUUGAUGAGACUCAUGAGUUCCAAAAUAGUAAUCUAUGUCACUCAUCAGCUGGAGUUCUUACCUGCUGCUGAUAUUAUCUUGGUCAUGAAAGAAGGACGGAUCACGCAAGCUGGAAAGUUCAAUGAAAUUAUUAAUUCAGGAACUGAUUUUAAGGAUCUUGUGGGAGCACACAAUCAAGCUCUUUCUGCGCUUGAUUCUGUUGGGGUAGGGCCAAUUGAAAAACCAGGCAUCAGCGUAGAAUAUAACAGUUCGACUAGUACUAAUAGGGCUGUCCAAAAUGUAGAUGAAAAAGAUGUUGAAGAUUGUAAAAUAGAUGAUUUAGGGGUUCCAAAUGGGCAGCUUGUUCAAGAAGAAGAGAGAGAGAAAGGUAAGGUUGGGUUUUCAGUGUACUGGAAAUACAUUACCACAGCGUACGGAGGAGCUUUUUUGCCCUUUAUAUUGCUUGCACAGAUUCUUUUUCAACUCCUUCAAAUUGGAAGCAAUUACUGGAUGGCUUGGGCAACUCCUGUGUCAGCAGACGUGAAACCUAUUGUUACAAGCUCUAUGCUUAUAAUUGUGUAUGUGGUUUUGGCUGUUGGAAGUUCUCUUUGUGUCCUUUUCAGAGGUCUGCUUCUUGUAACAGCAGGGUACAAGACAGCCACUAUACUCUUCCAUAAAAUGCACUUGUGCAUUUUCCGUGCUCCCAUGUCAUUCUUCGAUGCUACUCCAAGUGGAAGAAUCUUAAACAGAGCUUCUACAGACCAAAAUGCAGUGGACAUGAGCAUAUCAAAUCAAGUUGCCUCCUGUGCCUUCUCAACGAUACGGCUUUUAGGAAUUAUUGCAGUGAUGUCUCAGGUGGCAUGGCAGAUUUCCAUCAUAUUUAUACCUGUGAUUACAGCCUGUGUAUGGUAUCAGCAAUAUUACAUACCUUCAGCACGAGAACUAGCAAGAUUGGUUGGAGUGUGCAAAGCUCCUGUGAUACAACAUUUUGCCGAAACAAUUUCAGGAUCAACUACUAUUAGGAGCUUUGAUCAAAAAUCUAGAUUUCGAGAAACCAACAUGAAACUGAUAGAUGGAUAUGGUCGGCCAAAUUUCUACACUGUUUGUGCAAUGCAAUGGCUAUGCUUUCGCUUGGAUAUGUUGUCAUCCAUUACAUUCGCAUUCUUUUUGCUUUUCUUGAUCUCUGUUCCAGAAGGAAUAAUAGAUCCAGGUAUUGCGGGCUUAGCCGUCACAUAUGGACUUAGCCUAAACCUGUUACAAGCUGGGUUUAUAUGGAACCUUUGCAAUAUGGAGAAAAAGAUAAUAUCAGUGGAGAGGAUACUACAAUAUACUACCAGUAUACCAAGUGAGCCUCCUCUGGUAAUAGAAUCUAACAGACCAGACCAUUCCUGGCCAUCACGAGGAAAAGUUGAUAUGCAUGAUCUUCAGGUGCGGUAUGCUCCACACAUGCCACUUGUAUUGCGGGGUCUCACAUGUACCUUUCCUGGAGGAAUGAAAACUGGGAUUGUGGGGAGAACCGGUAGUGGAAAGUCAACUCUCAUACAAGCUCUUUUCCGAAUCGUCAAUCCUGCUGCUGGCCGGAUUUUGAUAGAUGGCAUUGAUAUCUCUUCUAUUGGAUUGCAUGAUCUGCGGUCUAAUCUAAGCAUUAUCCCUCAGGACCCAACCAUGUUUGAAGGAACUGCAAGAAGCAAUCUGGACCCACUUGAAGAGCACACAGAUGAACAAAUUUGGGAGGCCUUGGAUAAGUGCCAGCUUGGAGAUGAAGUUAGGAAGAAAGAAGGGAAGCUGGAUUCUGCAGUUAGUGAAAAUGGAGAGAAUUGGAGUAUGGGUCAAAGGCAGCUUGUUUGCCUGGGCCGUGUGCUCCUCAAGAAAAGUAAGGUCCUGGUCCUUGAUGAAGCUACUGCAUCUGUUGAUACUGCUACGGAUAAUCUGAUUCAGCAGACCCUUCGGCAUCACUUCUCAGACUGUACUGUCAUUACCAUUGCACAUCGAAUAUCUUCUGUUCUUGACAGUGACAUGGUUCUUCUUCUAAAUCAUGGGCUUAUUGAGGAAUGUGAUUCUCCAGCAAGAUUGCUAGAAAACAAGUUAUCAUCUUUUGCCCAACUUGUAGCGGAGUACACAAUGAGAUCGAAUUCCACUUUGUAAUUUGACUGACAAUUGAUGAUUACGAAAAGUAGUGGUUACUAUGUUCUUAUUCAGGCUUUGUGCUUAUUCACAACCACAGAAGUUGCAGGUUGUACUGCAUUUGAGGGGGUAUGUCUGAUGUUUUUUACAUUCAAGAAAUUUGAUGUUCAUAAAUUUAAUCAAGCUGUGAUAUUUAAUGGUUGAAAUAAUGGAGUCUAAAUGCCUCGUUGUAAGAUGUAACUCACCCGCAUUCAAGUUCUUUACUGUGGUUACUGGGAGAAUGCUUCUUGCUUGUUCCAUGAUUCAUAUGAAGCAAAUAAACGGUUUCUAACCAAUAUC